AUGUCGUCGGCGCGCGCGCGAGGCGCGUCGAGCGUCGCGCGCGGCGCGCGCGCGACGUGCGCGGCGAAGAAGAGAGUCAAACCACCGGUCAAGCGCGGCGACGGUCGAGCGACAGAACUCGAACCGGCGUCGCUCAUGGACGUCGAAGAGAAUCACGCGCUCGAACAGUUUUAUUACGACGACUCGACGCUUUCGAGAUUGAUGACGAUCGCGCGGACGUUCGAGCGGCCGUUGUUCAUGUGCAACCCGAGCCUCGCGAGCGCGUGGGAACGCGACGUCGGAACGGCGUGCGUUUUGCUCGACUGCGAUUUGCGAUUCAAGACGAAAAUCAAAGGGUUUCGCGCGUUUGAUCUCAGGCGACCGUUUCAGGUGCGGUUUCCUUACGACGUGGUGUUCGUGGAUCCGCCGUUUGCGAACGUGUCGCCGGCGGAGGUAAAGCGCGCGGUGGAUUUAAUAGCGGCGACGGAGGCGCAGAGAGCGGCGCCGUGUUACAUCGCGUACAACUCCGACCGAGAAGAGGCAUUACUCGAGUCGUUCGAGGACUCGAUGCGCAUCGGCCGCGCGUUGGGGUACAAGAGCGUGAAGGAAAACACGCAGGCGAAGAUACACUUGUACGGGCCGAAAGUGUGA
Molecule: messenger RNA, 630 nt
Organism: Ostreococcus lucimarinus CCE9901
Lineage: Eukaryota; Viridiplantae; Chlorophyta; Mamiellophyceae; Mamiellales; Bathycoccaceae
Exons: 1
Coding region: 1-630 (209 amino acids)
Molecular function (GO): protein-lysine N-methyltransferase activity
Source: RefSeq, a predicted model, not a curated record